UGUCGCGCUCUGUGACGUCACCACCGGAAACGCGUCCUCGCCGUCUCCGUCCUGGGACUCCAGCGCAGCACGGUGCCGGUGCUGCCGGCCAUGAGCAAGCGGAAAGCUCCCCGGGAGAGCCCCAACGAGGGCAUCACCGACUUCCUCACCGAACUGGCCAAUUACGAGCGCAACGUGAACCGGGCCGUUCACAAGUACAACGCAUACAGGAAGGCAGCCUCGGUCAUCUCCCGGUACCCCAGCAAGAUACGGAGUGGGGCUGAGGCCAAGAAGCUGGAUGGAGUAGGUGCUAAAAUAGCUGAGAAGAUAGAUGAGUUUUUAUCCACUGGAAAACUACGCAAACUGGAAAAGAUUCGACAAGAUGAUACAAGUGCAUCUAUCAGUCUCCUGACACGAGUUACUGGCAUUGGUCCUGCUGCUGCUAGGAAGUUUGUUGAGGAAGGAAUUAAGACUUUAGAAGAUCUAAGAAAAAAUGAGCACAAGUUAACCCAUCACCAGCGUAUUGGGUUGAAGUACUUUGAAGAUUUUGAGAAAAGAAUCCCAAGGGAAGAAAUGCUGCAAAUGCAGGAAAUUGUGCUGAAAGAGGUCAGCAAGCUGGACCCAAACUAUAUUGCUACAGUCUGUGGCAGUUUUAGACGAGGUGCAGAAUCAAGUGGCGAUAUGGAUGUUCUGCUAACCCAUCCAAGUUUCACAUCUGAAUCAUCUAAACAGUCAAAACUUCUGCGUCAAGUUGUAGAACAACUGGAAAAAGUCCACUUUGUCACAGAUAUGCUGUCUAAAGGUGACACCAAAUUCAUGGGUGUCUGUCAGCUGCCAAAUAAAGACGACGGAACAGCCUAUCCACAUAGGAGAAUUGAUAUCCGACUUAUCCCCAAAGAUCAGUAUUACUGUGGUGUACUGUAUUUCACAGGAAGUGAUAUAUUCAAUAAGAACAUGAGAACUCAUGCUCUGGAAAUGGGCUUCACAAUCAAUGAGUACACAAUCCGUCGCUUGGGUGUCACUGGAGUUGCUGGGGAGGCCCUACCUGUAGAAUGUGAAAAAGAUAUCUUUGACUACAUCCAGUGGAAGUACCGAGAGCCAAAGGAUCGGAGUGAAUAACUGCCUAGUCUUUUGGCAGGUGCUCGGGUGUGGUCAUUGUGCUGUUCUACUGAUGACCGUUUGACAAGACGAACUGAAGCCAUGGUCACAGUGCUGAAAAAAUUCUGGAUGUUGAACAAUGUUGCUGAGAACUAACUGGCUUGCAGAUUUCGGUCUGGAAAUGAUGUGCACAGUAAAGCCCAGAAGCACAGCCUGAGGUGCAAAGGCAUCUUUCUCCCUCUUGACUGUGAUAAGCAGCAUGUGAUCUGCCCUUCUGUCCUUUCUACAGCCAUAUAUCUUGUCCACAGAUUCCCCCUAGCUGCUUUCCUUGUAACAAAUCAAUGUUCAAUGUGCCCUGCGGUGGAUGAGUGGCGUUCUUCCCCAGCCUCACUCUGGCUUUCUCCUUUUAUUCAACCCCAAAUGUCCUAUUUAAGAGAUCCAGAGCAAAUCCUGAUGUUUCUGUUUUCCAUAUAAGGAACACAAUGUUACAGAGUCAUGCAUGCUGAAGUGUGUUUUCUUUUAGACAAGAACCCUCCCUUGCCAGCUCCAAACAAACUGGUGUCUCCUUAGGGGAUGUUUCUCUUUCCCAGAAACUAAUCCUUAUUUAUGGGCUAAGCGUCUAUUACAGGUUUGGUGAGGUAUGCAGAGAUACUAUAAACAUGCAAAUUCUUGAUGUACGUAAAAAGAUUAUUUUCUGCCUCCUCUGCACUAGCUCUGCUGCUGAGUUUGCUGUUUUAAAAGUGAUGUGCUGUUAUUUUACUGAGUAAUGUAUCUGCUAAUGUCUUCCCUAUAAAGUUUGUCCAGCUGAAACUGGCUGCAAGAACUGCUAUUGUGGCUUUUAAAGCCACAAGGAUGUGUGCCUGUAUAAGAGAUUGUUCUUAUACAAUUGCCUCUGUGUCUUUGGUUAGACUACAAUUGCAUAUUCUGGAGAGCUCCUUGGAAGUAUCCUUUCUCCAGCUGGGUAAGCAGGUGCAUGAGUGCUUGCCAUUUUUUCUUUAUGCACCUAGCUCUUAGUGUAAUUGCUUUAUGAGUGACAGCAAUGCAGACAACUGUUCAUAAUUGUCAGGAGCUCUCAAGAACUUUGUGUUGCCCAAAGAGCAACAACAGGAAGUGUUGCAUUUCUUUUCAUCUAAGAACACUGCUGUGCACCAUUAACUAAAUUACUGUUGUAAGGAUUGUGCGGUUAUCCCAUCUUUUGGGACUUGAGUCUAAAACAAAAGAAUGUUGUCAUUGCAUGUGAUCCAGUGUGCUGGCUGUUUGUAGACACAGGCUUCUGCCAGGAUGGACCUUGCUUUUAUUUACAAAGUAAAGGAAACCCCCAGUACAGAAAAGCAUUGUGGGUGUACCUCUGAUACUAAUUCAGGGUCAGAGGAGGCAGCUGAGAGCAAACAGUCAUAUUUUUCAGAUGUGCUGUGAAAGGAAGAGGAGAAAUGGCACUGAGUUUCCCUAGAGUAGAGAAAGGGGAUGAGAAUUCUAAUGUAACUGUACAGUCUCUGAAUAGUGUGGAUGCUUAAACUUAUGGUGCGUUUGUCCUGGUACCUUGAGAGAAAAGUCAACCUCUCCUUCUUUUUCUCCUGAUAUUUUUAAACAUUCAGAGAUUUAUUCCUGCAUACAUUUUUAAAGACAGAAAGGUCACAGAUCCAAUUUUUUUUUUUACAGAAAAGUAAUUUUUUUUACAUUAAGCCUUGAUUCAAAAAAUUCAGGUGAAGAAGAGUAAGUGAAGUCUGUUUUUUAGCAAUUUGUUGGUUUGGUGGUUUUUUUUUAAAAAAAAAAAAACCCGCCCAAUUUAAAUAAUAGAUUAAAUUGUCCAACGUAGACUUUUAACAGACAGCAGUUUAAUCUAGCAGCAACAAUCCUGCUUCUGAAGACAGACUGCACUUCUUGGUUAACCAACCUCCUGCUUGAGAGAAUUUUGAACUGAUGUAGGUAUUUGCCCGCUCAGAACUGUGUAUUGGUCUGCUAGAUCCUUCUUCUGCUCUGUUUCUAGUUCUUUGUAUCCCCUGUAUGUGGAGACACCAGAAUGAGAAAACUGGCUGUGCCCUGAAGUACUCUUAAAAAAUACCAUUUUCAACUACAGUCUGUAUCUCCUUAUCUCUGUGUUAAUGUCCUGGUGCAGUGCUGAAGCUCAUGCUAGGCUGUUUCUGUGUCUUUAGCAUAUGGUCAUAUUGAAAGUUUUUAAAAGUAAUCUGACCGUUCUCCUAUUGCACAUGACCUGUGUUCUUUGUUCCUAGAUACAUUGUAGUACUACUGGUUGCAGUGUCCUGCAUGUUGUUCAACUUGCCAUUACCCAGAAGACUGGUCUGGUUAACUGAUGCACUUCUACCACUCCUAUAGAGUCAAUCUGCCUUUUUUUAUAUGCAAACCUGUCAGCUCUGAUUCUAUAGUUCCUCUUAAGUCAUUGUGAAAGGUAGCGACUAUUUUGGACAUGAGAGGAGGUCCAAUCAAGAUUGUAUUACUAGUUGUAUCUGGGACAGGGAUUCUGUUGGUUAACAUAAAACUUAACUGGUUUUAAGUAGUGAACUGCUAACUGUAUUGUAGAGCAUCAGCAUGGAACAUAUUGCUGCUACUGUAUUUGAAUACUUUGUAGGUGUAUAAAGCAAAUGUAUUGCAGAAUAGCAAGCUUGAAAAGGCAAGACUAUUUUAUACAUAAUCAAAUUGACUAUUGCUAAUUAUAUAGCACUCUUCUUGAUGUGUUAAUUAUUAGGUCCUCUGACUUUAUGGAGUAGAGUGGAGUUUGUAUCAUCAGACUACUUAGUGUGACAAAUCAUAACAAAGACAGAUGUAAUACUGUUUCUUAUUUUAUCGGACUUAAGCCUAUAGAACUACAUUUUUACUUGUUCUUAUAUAAUUAGUGUUGAUCAGUCUUGGUCAUGGAGAUAGUUCGUAUCCUUGCUUAUCCAUUUAUUUUCUUCUGUUUUUCAUACUGGGAGUUUAAUUAUUUUCUGGGAAUGUGCCCCUACCCUAAUGCAUGCAGUGGUAUGUAAGGUGACAAGAAGUUAACUUGGUACUAUGUGAAGUCUUCUGAUGCCUCAUAUUAAAUAUAUAUAUAGGUGAUGUAUUCAGUAUUUUCUUCAGUAAUCAGUGGGAAUAAAUAAAGUAAGAAUUCCAUCAUGAAUGUAUAA
This is a messenger RNA of Falco peregrinus (peregrine falcon), 4199 nucleotides long. It is a transcript of the gene POLB, whose product is annotated as DNA polymerase beta. Gene Ontology annotation, molecular function: DNA binding; DNA-directed DNA polymerase activity. The record is from RefSeq and is a predicted model, not a curated record. The coding region runs from base 91 to 1098 and encodes 335 amino acids. Gene Ontology annotation, cellular component: nucleus. Gene Ontology annotation, biological process: double-strand break repair via nonhomologous end joining. The transcript is spliced from 15 exons. Lineage: Eukaryota; Metazoa; Chordata; Aves; Falconiformes; Falconidae.